CUGAGCAUGCUCCAAUGCUUCCGAGCAUGCUCAGAGACGCAGGAAAAGCGUCGUCGUCAAGCAUGAGAGAGCGCUACUACACCGGGUUUUUCCUCUGCCUCUAGGUUUUCUCCGCCCCCUCCCAUUCGUUUUUCUACCUCUGCCAAGAUGGCGGCAGGCGCGGGGAGCGGAAGUGGUGCCGGCGCGGCAGGGGCGGCAUCAGUAGCCUCGCUCUGGAGCGAAGUGAAUCGCUGCGGCCAGAACGGCGAUUAUGGGCGCGCGCUGAAGUCGGUCAAUAAGAUACUGCAGAUCAACAAGGAUGAUGUGACAGCUCUGCAUUGCAAAGUAGUAUGUCUUAUCCAAAAUGGAAGUUUUAAAGAAGCCCUCAGUGUGAUUCACACCCACACCAAAGUCUUAACUAGUGAUCUGAUAGCUUUUGAGAAGGCUUAUUGUGAAUACAGGUUGAACAGGAUUGAAAAUGCUCUGAAGACCAUUCAAGGAGCCAGCCAGCAGACAGAUAAACUAAAGGAGCUUUAUGGACAAGUGUUGUACAGAUUAGAGCGUUACGAUGACUGUUUAGCUGUAUAUCGGGAUCUCAUACGCAACUCGCAAGAUGACUAUGAAGAAGAACGGAAAACAAACCUUUCUGCAGUUGUUGCUGCACAGAGCACCUGGGAGAAAGUGGUCCCAGAAGAUCUGGGCCUUCAAGAAGCUACCUACGAGCUGUGUUAUAAUGCUGCUUGUGCAUUGAUUGGGCAAGGCAGGCUGAAUGAGGCAAUGAAAAGUCUACAGAAAGCAGAAGAUUUGUGUCGUCAGUCUCUGUCAGAAGACUCAGAUGUGACUGAAGAAGACAUUGAGGCUGAACUGGCCAUUAUCCAUGGUCAGAUGGCUUAUAUUUUCCAACUCCAGGGUCACACAGAGGAAGCUCUGCAACUUUAUAAUCAGAUAAUCAAACUAAAGCCAACAGAUGUGGGGUUGCUUGCUGUCAUUGCCAAUAACAUCAUUACUAUUAACAAGGACCAAAAUGUCUUUGAUUCAAAGAAAAAGGUGAAGCUGACCAAUGCAGAAGGUGUUGAGCAUAAACUCUCCAGGAAACAGCUCCAAGCAAUAGAAUUUAACAAAGCUUUGUUGGCCAUGUAUACCAACCAGGCAGACCAAUGCCGCAAACUAUCGUCAAGUUUACAGUCGCAGAGCCCUGAACACCUCCUCCCUGUAUUAAUCCAAGCAGCUCAGUUGUGUCGAGAGAAGCAACAUACCAAGGCGAUUGAGCUUCUACAGGAAUUUGCUGAUCAGCACCCUGAAAAUGCUGCUGAGAUUAAGCUGACCAUGGCACAACUGAAAGUCGCUCAAGGCAAUGUCACCAAAGCAUGCAUCAUCCUGCGGACUAUAGAAGAGCUAAGGCACAAGCCUGGCAUGGUGUCGGCAUUAGUGACGAUGUAUAGCCAUGAAGAAGACAUUGAUAGUGCUAUUGAGGUCUUGGCACAAACUAUUGAGUGGUAUCAAGAAUUCCAGCCAAAGUCUACAGUUCAUUUGUCACUAAUCAGGGAAGCUGCCAACUUCAAGCUGAAACAUGGCCGAAAGAAGGAAGCCAUCAGUGACUUGGAGGAACUGUGGAAGCAAAAUCCAGAUGAUGUCCAUACCCUGGCGCAGCUAAUAUCUGCGUACUCCCUGGUUGAUCCUGAGAAAGCUAAAAUUCUUAGCAAACACUUGCCUUCCUCAGACACAAUGUCUCUGAAAGUAGACGUGGAUGCACUUGAAAACUCACAUGGGGCAACGUACAUUCGGAAGAAAGGAGGAAAACCCACUAAUGAGAGCCUACCGAAAGAGCAAGGCCAAGGUGAUGUUAAGAAGAAGAGGAAGAAAAAGAAGGGAAAACUGCCAAAGAACUCUGAUCCUAAAAUGACCCCCGACCCAGAGCGCUGGCUUCCAAUGAGGGAACGCUCCUACUAUCGUGGGAGGAAAAAGGGCAAAAAGAAAGACCAGAUUGGGAAAGGAACACAGGGAGCAACGACAGCCGCUUCCAAUGAAUUGGAUGCUAGCAAGACUGCAAGCAGUCCACCCACAUCCCCACGGCCCGGCACCAUAACGGCAGCCCCGUCUGCAUCAACGAGCAACAUGAUACCCCCAAGACACCAAAAACCUGUUGGUGCAGCAGCAACAAAGAAGAAGCAGCAGCAGAAGAAAAAGAAAGGUGGGAAAGGAGGCUGGUGAUUGUGACAGUAGGAUGUUUUAUUUGCAAUUCUGUUCUUUUCCUCCCUCGCCCCCCUGUUGUUGAUGCCAAGAGCAGAAUAAAGGUCAAACAAAAAGUGAA
Molecule: messenger RNA, 2290 nt
Organism: Hemicordylus capensis (graceful crag lizard)
Lineage: Eukaryota; Metazoa; Chordata; Lepidosauria; Squamata; Cordylidae
Gene: SRP72
Product: signal recognition particle 72
Exons: 19
Coding region: 148-2190 (680 amino acids)
Biological process (GO): SRP-dependent cotranslational protein targeting to membrane
Cellular component (GO): signal recognition particle, endoplasmic reticulum targeting
Molecular function (GO): ribosome binding; 7S RNA binding; protein binding
Source: RefSeq, a predicted model, not a curated record